Messenger RNA from Ceraceosorus bombacis, 1886 nucleotides. Lineage: Eukaryota; Fungi; Basidiomycota; Exobasidiomycetes; Ceraceosorales; Ceraceosoraceae. The record is from the annotation of a GenBank genome assembly.
AUGUACUUGGACCUCAAUAUACCCUGGCCCGUCGACUGCUUCGCGGACAUUGCGUCUGGCGCGAAGAGGAGCGGAGCAGGGAAACACAACAAGCGCGCUUUGGGGGCUUCUGCAGCAACUUCAGCAGUGAGCAUCGUGAACAAUGGCGAGACCCACGAUGGGCUCUCAGAGUUGCAAAGGAAGCAAGUCAAGAGCAUAUUGGAAGAUUUGACCCAUCGUGAGGAUAGUGGUCGCAACAAUGGUCUUGUUGGCUGGCCGGGAGCGUUCGUUGACUGACUUCUUUCUGCUUUAGUCGGCUUCACCAGCAUUGCAUUCAACCACAUUGUGCAGACACGGUACAGAGGCGAAACGAAUCCCUUUGGGCUUUUGGGAGCAUCCGUGGUCCAACCUCCCGCUGCCAUCUCACUGCCCAUCUUUCCCCACCUAUCCUUUACGGGUCCAAGGCUUGGGAGGCCAAGGGCGAACGCUUGCGCAGAGCCUCCACCGCAGUUACAACAGCUGCAGCGACUGACCGUCACCAUGGACGAUAGCAGUCUGACAAAGGGCGGGCAUGGCUUCGUGAGUAGGCACCAGAACAGGCAUCAUCGAGGCUCGUCCCUCGCUCAAACGACGCAUACAACCCAUCUACCACCGUUGUAGACCUCCUCUCAGGCGGCCGCUCUCGCUACGUGGGACCUAAUCGCAGUCCAACCAACUACCGACAGUGCUUUCAGUCUCGCUUGUCAGACAUUGACAGAGUUGAAACCUUUUUCGGUUGACAUAAUCUCGCUGGAAUUAGCCUCCAGCUCGCGUCUGCCAUUUGCACCUAAAAGGAGCACACUUCGAACUGCAAUCCGAACCGGAGCAGUCUUCGAAGUCACCUACAGCGCAAUGCUGGCCGGUGCUUCUGAAGAGAGCGAGAAAGAAAGAGAUAGGAAGAAGAGAAAUUUGGUGUCCAAUACAAGAGACUUGCUAAGGCUGACCGGAGGGAAGGGGGUCAUCAUUUCCUCCGGCGCGGCGACCUUGCUUGACAUUCGCGGACCGAAGGACGUCAUUGCUGUGUGAGUGCAAAAGCAGACGCGUGCACCACUCCACAUGGAUUGCUGAUUCGAGGAGCUUCGCAGUGCAUCUAUCUUUGGCAUGUCACCGCAAGCUGCCAAGGAUUCUAUUUCAGCGACGGCUCGAGCAGUGCUCACCCGUGCACGUAAGUACAAGCUCUUUGCACACGCACGCCAUUCCGAUUGCCGCUAAAUACAGCUGCUGCCUGCGCCCCGCCAGAGGCUCGCCGAUCGUUCAGAGGGGUCAUGGAAGCGCCUGUCCUUUCGGCAGGUUGCUCGAUAGCCGUGCGUGCUAGCAGCCCCUCCGCUCAGACCACCGAGACCUUGCCUCAUUCGAGUAAAUCGAGCGACGGAGACCCCAAUCCGAUUACAGACAUGGAGAUAGGCUUUUCAAUGCCUCGGGAGCAGACUACAUCGAUCGCGAAGAGGAAGCAUUCGCUCACAAGCUCAGAGUCAAAGCAUGCAGGCCCUGGGGAGCUACAAAGCAAGCAUCAAAGGGUGUCAUCAAAGGAUUUACAUCCGCAUCGAAGCGCGAGACCUCCCUCAAAUAAGCUGACAAAGGUCGAAACCAAGCGAAGCAAGAUCACAGUGCAGCCCACUGAGUACGACGCUUCUCGCUGUGGCGGAGGGGGUACAAAGACCGAGGACACUUAGGUUGCCGCAUGUAUAUGGUACGUAUGGGACAUCACCGAAGAGACCCGUUCCCUUCUGGGCUCCAAUGAAUCGUGAAUGUACGGAGCAGGGACUGAGUGAGUCAAAAGUUUAUGAUUCUGUUCAGCGCUAGCGCUUGUGGCUUAUGAUCCGCAAAUUAUCUAUAUUAUUUUAACGACGCCUGACUGGCUCAGGUGA